GUACAUGCUGUGGUCAGAUAUUCUCUCAUUACAGGUAAGGGAACUAUCUUAACUUCCUAGCUGAUGAAAGAGAUACAUGUGUACAUGCUGUUGUCAGAUAUGCACUCAUUACAGGUCAUAUUGAUCUGUUGAAUGAGAUGCCAAUCAAAAGUUCACCUUUCCGCGAUGAAUAUUUAGAUGGUCGACGAGAGACGCCAUUCCACGUCGUUACAAAGUAUAAAUACACAGAAGAUGUUAAUCUCAUGGUUAAGGUUGCCAGAGUUCUUAUUGGGAAACAAUUUACAGCUAGUAUGAUGGACAAGGACAAGUGUUUAGCUAUAGAUUAUGUGUCAGAAGAUCGGCAGAAGCCCUUGUAUGAUGUCCUUGCUAAGGUUUCUUGGAAGGAAAUGCAACACCUAAUUAGACAAGAUAAAACAGCAGCAAAAAAUACAUCUGUACAUGCUCAGUCAAGCGUUCCAAAACCUAGGAAUGUUGGUCACCAAGGGACACAGACAAGACCAAAUGAUCCUCAAGUAUUUAAAGACAGACAGGCUACACAGGCAAGACAAGUUGAUCCACAAGUUCUUAAAGAAAGAGGGAAUGAAGAAUUCAGAAAUGGAAACUAUUUAGCUGCAGCAGAAAUAUACACUGAAGCUAUCGGUAUACAGAGAACCAAGAUGAAAGAACAUGUUCAUCAUAGUAGAGAUCUAGCUAUAUUAUAUGCUAAUAGAUCAGAAUGCUUCUUAAAGACGUUUGUAUUAGAUAAAGCUUUGGAGGAUGCUAUGGAGAGUGUGUCGUAUGAUGGUCAUUGGUUCAAAGCACAUAUGAAGGUUGGUAAAGUUUUAGGUGCCAAACAGAAUCAUGAAGGUGCUUUACAGGCCUACACAAAUGCUCUCAAUGAACUGGCAUCAGAAACAUCCCCAGAGAAAUCACAGCGAGAAAUACUGGCUUCCUAUUGUUUCCAUUACAUGAACCUGGAUAAUCGCAAAUAUCCACUUAAUAAAGUGAAAAAUCUAAAAAUAGCAACUCACACAUGGGCUUUGGUCACUUAUGACUUCAUUACCAAUGGUAAUUGGAAUUUAGCCUCAUUCUCUUACAUACAAUUUAGAGAUGAUGAAGCACCAUGCAUAAAAAUUGAAAGAGUUAACCUUCGACCUAUAUGUGAAUUGCAAUAUGUGAAGAAUUGUGCGUGGUGUAUUGACCUGCUGAGGUACUUCCUGAUUUGUGGAUCAGACUACAAUACCAUGACAACCUACACUGGUGACAGAUAUUUCCAUGCUACAAUAAGAUUGUGUAUAGCUUCAGAAUCAUUUGGUCUGAUAGAAUAUGUACUUCCAAAAAUAGUGGUACCAAAAGGAGACCAGAAUUUGCAAGAUGACAAAGGAAACACAGCUCUUCACACUAUCACAAGACACCAAGCAGUUGAUUGGAGGAUUAGGCUUCGAUUUGUUAUCAUGUUGAUUGAAGCCGAGGUCAAUCCACUUACCAAAAAUAAUGAAGGGAAAUAUGCAAUAGUGUACCUUCCAAGAAAUGAAGAAAGAGCCAUAGAAAUUCUUGCUACUGUCAUGAGGCAACAAGAAGAUGUAGAAAGGAUGAUUCAGCAGCAAAAAAUUCAGCAGCAACAAGACGCUAGAAAACAAAGCCAGAGCAAACCUACUUCAGCUACGCCUCAAGGGAGACAACCACAAACCAACAGACGACAGGAAGAUGAUGCAUGGAAACAAUCCUAUAUGCCUAAACAACCCUCAAGGCCAGCCUAUGAUAAAUGUCGUAAAUGUGACGAGGUUCUGGAGGAAUGUCGCACAAAAAUCAAAAACAGGACAGGGUAUGCCUACUUUGACAUGGCGAAAGUGAUCAGAGAAAACAAUCAUAAUAAGGAGAGACAUCAGAAGAUUGUAGACGAGAUGCUGUGUAUGAUUACAGAUUCUAUUGCUAAAACUCUUAAUCCAGAAAUACCAGAAAGAUUGGCUAAGAUACCUGACAAGUACUACCAGAGAAUUGUGACAGGACUAGUGAAGGGAGAGAACUGGAGGCAGUUAGAUGUUGUAGUUGAUGAACAUAGGAAACAUCAUGGUCAAACUGAUCUCAUGGAUUAUGCCAAGGGUAUCAAAUUACCAAGAGUCAUUAUUCAUUCCUCACUCAAAGGAUCUCACCAGCUUCUGACAAAAAUCAUUGAAUCCAUGCUCAAAAGUGGUGCUGUAAUUGAAAAUGAGGGCAAGAGAUGUAUACAAGCAGCUGUACAAGAGGAACAAUUUAAAGUACUGGAGACUUUAUUUAGCCAUGGAGCCUGUCCAUCACAUCUGUCUGUCAACCAGGGAGACACACCCAUCCAUGCUGCAUUAUCUAUAGCAAUUGAAAGGGACAGAGGGAAUUUCUCUAUUUUCAACCUGUUUUUGGAAAUGUUUGAAAAAGAUUCAGAAAAAUACCACAUGUUAGAUCCUAAUGAGCAGGAUAAAAAUGGAGACAGUCUAUAUCACCUGUUGGCUAAAAUGAAGUAUAAUUCUACUGUACAAAAAGCAACAGAACUUCUCUGUGACAAGAAAAUCUCGUCAAAUGUCAAAAACAAUGAAGGCAAACUUCCAAUUCAUUAUUUAAAUGCUAAGAAUGACCGAAGGCUUCAGUUCUUUAGAUUAGCAUCUGUUGGUGGACCAACCAAAAUUUCAUCCAAAAAAACAAAGGCUACAGGACAGCAGAAAAAGUCUGCCAAAACCAAGGUAGAAAACGAAUCAGAACAAAAUGGAGGAAUUAUAGAGGCUGAAGCAGAAGAUCUUCUGCAAUAUGAAAGAGCAGAGGAAGUGCCCACUGUUGUAGAAAAACCUGUCAUCAGAGCACCGUUAAGAAAAGAAGCUCUGAGGAGGAGAAUUGAGGAGCUGAUUUAUGGUCUGGAUGAUGUGGCUUACAGUAAAUACUCCAGUAGAGCUGAUAAUUUAGAGAAACCCAGUAAAAAGUCCAAAAUGGAUAAAGCAGAAUCUCAGACACCAAAACCCCAGGAUUCAGAUAAUGUACCAGUUACUGUGGAACCUACAGUAAACCAGGAACCAGAACCAUUGCAGCAGGAAAUAGAUCAAGACUUAGAUGAUGAUGAAGAGGAGAGUAUAGAAGAACAGUUCCAGUUUGAUCCACAAGUGUUUGAAAAUUUAGAAUGGGAAGUUGAAUGUACUGCUGAUGUAUGGAAAGCCUUGAGGGACAAACAUGUUCUCCCUGAAUUAAAACAAAGAAUUGUUUGUAAGAUUCAGCAUCUGGCAGCUGGCGAGUGGACUCAAAUUCUGUGCAAGAAGCUCCAUCAUGUUCCUGAAACACUACGGCUGUAUGAAGCUAAGAUUACCAAAGGAGGUAGAAUUAUAUGGGAACUUGCCAUUGCCUUUUCUCCAAGAUUGAGUGAGUCGGCAGAAAGAAUUCUUGAAUGCAAUGAAGAACAAUUGUCAGAUCGUCCAGUUAAAGGUGGAAAAAUAUACUCAGAAAUUAUAAGAGUAUGGGACAUAGUCUUUGACCAUGACAAAAUAUACAAUUCUGUUCAAAGAAUUGUAAAAUCUCACACAAGAGGUGAGUCUUGCAUCAUACAGAAAAAGCUGAAGGGUGUCAAACAUGAACAGUAUUCUAAUAAAAAGAAAAGAGUUCCUAGAAUCUAUGCAGAAACAGACCUUGAAAAGAGUGUCUUGGAGGAAGUCAAGCAGUACUUUCCGCCAGCAAGUGCCAACGAAACAGAAUAUCACAUUCUUAAGUUUUAUUCUUUCUCUUCAAAUCUUAUUUCACACAUUUUACAGAACAUUGAAAUCAAAGUAGACUUUCCAUUCCGUGUGACAGACUUGGAACAUGCCAUCAUUAAUCUCCAGUCAAACGCACCUAUCCUUUUACUAGGUCGUAGUGGUACAGGCAAGACAACCUGUUGCCUGUAUAGAUUAUGGAGUAGGUUUUUAUGGUACUGGACAAAAGCUAAGGAGGCUGAUGCUCCACUGUUACCUAGAGGUGAUAUCUACAGGGAGCAGAGGAACCAAGAUGAGGAGGAAGAGGACCCAGAGGAAGUUGAUGACAUGCUGGUGGAGGAAGAAAAUGUACCUCUGGACAGACAAAUAUCUGGAGGAAGUCAAGAGGGAGCCACUGCAGCACCAGAUAAUGAAAAUGAGGCUGAAGAAGUCAAUGAUGCAAAUGGACAAAAAUAUGACCAUUUACAUCAAGUCUUCAUCACCAAAAAUGCUGUAUUAUGUAAUGAAGUCCAGAAAAACUUUAGGGAACUUAUGCAUGCCUGUGAUCUAGCUAAAAAUCAUUUAGAAGCAGAGAAUCAAAAUUUGCCUAAUCGUUUUCAAGAUUUGAACGAUUAUCAGUUUCCUUUAUUCGUAACCUCUCGUCAGUUAUUGUUGAUGCUAGAUGCAUCAAUAGAUGAACCUUACUUCUUUGAUAGAACCGAAGAUGGUAGUUUGAAGGUUGAUAUUCAAGGAUGGACAGAUGGAGAUGGGCCUCUUAGUAUUCUUCCACUUCUUCAAGAAGAUUCGGAUAAAGAAAGUGAUAGUGAUGAUGAUGAAGAAGAAGAAGAAGGAUUGGACGAUGAUCAAGAUAAUCUAAACCAAGAUCGUCAAAACAGGAAAAGAGUACCUCCACGAAGAGAAUUGACAUAUGAAUUAUUUGCUGAAACAAUAUGGCCGCACAUGAAUAAAGGUAUUGGAAAGAAAUAUCAUCCUUCACUUGUCUGGACAGAAAUAAUGUCAUUUAUAAAAGGAUCAUAUGAAGCUUUAUCCAAACCAACAGGAUACCUCGAGAAGGAAGAGUACUUUGACCUUGGAAGAAAAAGAGCACCUAAUUUCUCUGGAGAAAGAGAACAUAUUUACACUUUGUUCAAACGCUAUGAACAUGCGAGGAAACAAAAAUUCUUGUUUGACGAGACAGAUCUUGUUCGUAACGUGUAUCAGCGUGUGUGCAAACAACAUGAUUUGAACUGGGUGAUUCAUCAAAUAUUUGUUGACGAAACUCAAGAUUUCACUCAGGCUGAGCUUUGUUUACUUCUGAGAUUGUGUCAGAAUCCCAAUGAUAUGUUUCUGACAGGAGAUACAGCUCAGGGCAUCAUGAGGGGAAUAUCCUUCAGAUUCAGUGAUCUCAAAUCUCUCUUCUUUUAUGCUAGUCAUUCAUUACAGGCCAUGGGAAAAACUUCUGGAGUAGCAAUUCCUAAGCAAGUAUACCAGCUGACACACAACUAUCGUUCACAUGCAGGAAUUCUGUCCCUUGCUUCUAGUAUCCUUGAUGUUAUGGUUGAAUUUUUCCCAGAAUCCUUUGACAGACUGAACAAAGAUCAAGGACUCUUUCAUGGACCACAACCAGUCUUGUUAGAAUCCUGUAGCUUCAGUGAUUUGGCGCUGUUACUCAGAGGAAACAAACGUAAGACCUCUCACAUCGAGUUUGGAGCUCAUCAAGCCAUCUUGGUUGUUAAUGAUGCAGCAAGAGAGAAUGUUCCAGAAGAACUUCAGUGUGGUCUGAUAUUGACAAUAUAUGAAGCUAAAGGUCUGGAGUUUGAUGAUAUUUUGCUCUACAACUUUUUCAAGGAUUCACAGGCUUCAAAAGAAUGGAGAGUUGUUACAGAUUUCUUGGAAAGACUUAGUAACAAUGUGAAAACUGGAACAGAGAGUUUGGUCACAGUAAGUACAGAAAUUUUGCAGCAAAAGGACAGACCAAGAGCCUUGACCUUUGACCCUAACCAACAUAAAGUUCUGAACUCUGAACUUAAGCACCUGUACACAGCAGUAACACGGGCAAGGGUGAAUGUGUGGAUCUUUGAUGAAGAUAUGGAUAAAAGAGCACCCAUGUUUGAAUAUUUCAAAGCUCGCCAUCUGGUCAAGGCCAUCAGUAGUGAUGAUGUUCAAAAUUUAUCCACUAAUGGAAUGUUUGCUGAAGAAUCUACCCCAGAAGAAUGGUUAAAAAGAGCACAAGACUUCAUGAAACAUAACUUGUAUGAAGUAGCAGCUAAAUGUUAUCGACAAGGAGGUGAACCUUUGAAGGAGAAAGUAGCAAUGUCUCAUCAGAGUGCGCUGAAAGCCUCCAGAAUAAAGGACAACCCUGCAAAAAUGAGAGAGGAGUUUAUGUUAGCUGCAGAACAGUAUUUAGAAGUCAACCAUCCCGGUUAUGCUGCCAAGUGCUUACAGAAUGCCAGAGAGAGGGAACUUCUAGCUCAUCUAUAUGAGAAAAUGGGUCAGCUUGAAAAAGCAGCUGAAACAUACAGAAAGUUGAGACGUCCAAUAGAAAGCAGUGCAUGUUAUGAGAGAUUGGGAUUCUUUGAUAAAGCUAUAGAUACUUUGUAUGAACAAGAAAUGUAUGACAUGGCAUUUGAUACACUCAAAAGAUUCAGAAUGCAGAAAAAGGAAUUUGAAGAGAAAGGUAUGGUUCUACCACAACAUUUGAAGGAGCAUGCUCCACGUAAGGAGCACACAGAGGAACAGUUAGCUUAUGUAUCUGCUGGGAUGUAUCAUACUGCCAAGAAUGUUGGAAAGAUGUUAGCAUCAUUAAACAGAUUGUCCAGUAUCCAGGACAGAGUGGACUUCUUGAGGAAGCACCAUAACCAUCAGAAUGAAUACAUGUCACAUGCAGCUAAAAUCCUCAGAGAUAAUGGACAAGAGAAUGAUGCUGCCCAAAUAUAUAUAGACCAAGGACAGAUAGAUCAGGCACUGCUAUUGGCUAGAGAUUUAGGUAGAAAGGAUUGGAUUGGUUACUGUUUGGUUGUAGAAUCACAAAUUCAGACUAGCAUUCAGUUUGAUGGAAGUGCCAUUUCUGCAAAGAAAGAAGAAGUUGUGGAAAAAUUGAAAGAAGCUUUUGAUCUGUUCAAAAACUUGCAAGAAUAUAAUUGUUACAAGUAUGGAGAUUCUCAGAAUGGAGCUGGGGAAGCAAGUCUUUUGUUGGGUCAACUGACAGAUGACAUAUCUUGGAUGCAACUUUCAUGGGGACAUUUUAAUAAGGCCAAACCAUAUAGAAAUGAAGUAGCUCAAUUGGAUUGUAUGAAUUGGAUGGUAUACAACUCUGAUCUUGCUGACAGACAAAAUCUGUUCCAGGUUGUCAAAGGAAUGCAAAAUUUAUAUGGUGUGCUGAAAGUCUUAACCAAACCAGGUCUUGAAGACAAACAUAGGCUAGGUCAGAUUCUAAGGUUUUGUGGUCUGGAAAAUAAAACUGAUGCAGAAUUGAUGUGUAAUCCAACUUUGAAACCAAGAAUUCUGGGAGUGUUGAAAUCACAAGGUACAAAUAUUAAUGAAAAGCUUAUGAAGUUUGAAAUUUCUCAACAGAAAGCCAGAUUCAGUAUUGCACAGGAUUUUUUGAUCAAAGGAAAACAUUGGUACAACAGAUUAUGUUUAGAGUUUGAAAGGCAACACAAGAUGUUAGGACAAUGUUCACUGUUCAAUAUUGGUAUUAAGGAUGAGUGUCAGACACCAUGUUCUAAGGGACUUCACAGCAAGUUGACAGAUGCCAACUUUAGAAAGUUGAUUGAAUUAGAUAUUCUUUUUGUUGAACUGGAAUAUUACGUUAAAUCUGGAGAAGAAGCUAUUUCAAUUUUGCCAAAUGAGUUUAAGCAGCUACAAGAAAUAUUCUUGACUCCAAAAGAUAAGGAGUUUGUGUCCUGCAAGCUUUUAUUAAGCAGUUUACAUACAAGAUUUUGUCAGAAAGAGGGCAUUGCUAUUUCAACCAAUAGUGAAGUAUUUCACUGGAAGAAGACCUUGAGACAAAAGAAGUAUUUGAGAAUGCAACUGGAAAGUAUGUUAGGAGCAAGGUAUGACAGGGUGAGAGACAAAAACAAUAAAAUGAGAGAGAAAAAUGUGGAGCUUUUCAUGAAUAUUAUAUUUAUUAUGAAUUUCUUCAAUAUUCCAACCAUUCCAUUGUAUAAGAUAUUGAGGCAAUUUGAACAGGAUCUCCUUUCUGAAUACAGAAAUAGAAGCAUAUCACCUAGAUCCUUGGAAGAGCUAGGAUUUAUCCUGGAAAAGGAUUUAGUUCACUGUUUGGGAAGACAAUUUCUUGAAUCUUAUGAACACCUUUCAAGCGCAAACAAUAAUCCAGAUGGUGCCCUGAGAAAAUUUUCAAAAUUUCUUCAGUUGGAGAGAAAAAAGAACCAUGAACCGAUGUUACCAGACUUGAAUCUUCUGAUGAUGUGGAUUGAGUUCUUUUCAGUAACAGCUUUUUGUUUGGAGUGUAAAUUUACAACCAGAGAAGAGAUGUCCUUUGUCAUUCCAGCAUCAUACCUUUCCAUUGUUAAUUUUGUAGAUGCCAGUUUCCUUGGUGAACAGGGAGUUCCAACCUUAGAAGCUAUAAAUAGAUAUAGUCAUUACCUUGAGCAGGAUCUGGUAAGAAACAAGACAGAAAGCCUUGUUGCUAUUUUGGCUGGUACAGAUAAGAAAAUGAACAUAAUCAAUUUGGUAUUUCAAAGAUUGACAGAAAGUAUGAAAUCAUUUGAGCCCCUAGACAGUAUUGAAGAAGACUUUAUUACCAGAAAACAUGAAUAUUCAAAGGAAAGGAUAGAAAGUAUUACAAUUGCAGAAAGGGUGCUGGUGGCAAGCUUGGUCUUUGUUUGCAACAUGGGGAGCACGGUAUUUAAAGUGUCAGAAACUCAUGUAAUUGGGGAGAUAUGUAAAAUUAGGCUCCCAGAACAUUGCCCCGAAAGGUUAACACAGGCAAUAAGAGGUGUCCAGAAGGCAAAUGGCAUAAAAGAUAUUGUGGUUUGUCUGAAAUCCUUACUUGAGCAGAGAGAGGAAAAACUGUUACAUUGUUGGUGGCAGCCAUGGCUGAAUCGUCGUCAUGGUAUUGAAAUAGACACUGACAUUGAUAUGUCAAUAUUUCAGGACUCUUUUUUUCUUCCUAAAACUAGAGAAGUUGUUGUAGAUCCAAAUACUUUCAUUGCUAGCCAAACAAACUUUGGGGAAGAAGAAACUGCUUUAUCUACUGAAGAAAAGGAAAAAAUAAGAGCAGAAUAUGUCUUGUAUGAAGAGCAACAAAAAAAGAAAAAAUCAGCUCAAACCAUUCUCAACUUCCUAAAACAUGUAAAAUUCUUGUCUAAUUGCCAGAAUUUGAGAGAACUCUGUGAAAUAGAGCAAGAUAAAAUGGACAAAUCCAAAUCAGUUGACAUUUUCAGAGAUAUUAUUGUGAAUGAUAAAAUAUGUGGUAUUUGUGGAGUGUAUUUCAAACCAGAGGAAAGAAUUGUUGAGAGGGAACAAGAACCAGUGGACAGUGAAUAUCCUGUUCUGAACCAGCCUACCUCUCCUACUGCACCUGGUAAUAUUCUUCAGAAAUGGUUUAGUGACAUUAAAAGCUUUGUUGUAGAUCCUAGCAAAGAGGCUGCAACUACAUCACAAGAAAUAGGAGAAAGUUAUUGUGGAUUGACUCCAUUACAAAAACAUGAGAGAUCAGAGAGUCAUUUAAGUAAACAGCAAGAGUUCAAACUUUUCCAGGGUGCUUACAAUAAUUACCUAAAGAGAGACGUGGAUAAAAUGAAAGCCUUCAUAGAAAUGUAUGAACUGAGGUCUUCUAGAAUCAAGAAACUAUAUCCAGAUUGUACAUUGGAAAUUGCUCAUACAAUAAGAUCAUAUGACACUGUUGUUAAACAAAUUAAAUACAUUUUGGAAAAUAGAGACUGGAGAGACCAACAUCUUCAUCAAAUGGUUAAGGAGAUGGUUGGAGGUGGAAGGCUGAUUUAUGAGUAUGUUUUGGAUAAAUACGUACUACAAUCAAAGAUCUCUUCGAAGAAGACCCCUGUUCAGCAAUAUCGACAGGAAGACAAUUAUGAUGAUACUGACUACUAUGAAGAUUUGGAGCCAGUGGUGGGUGAACCAAAGACCAAAGAGUAUUACAAUAGCAAGUACAAACAGGCAGGAAAAAGACGUGGAAAAUAAAUCAUCUUACGAAUUGGAUCAAAAGAUUUAUAAACACCGUCCUGUAAAGCGCGCUUGCCUUUUAUUUUGAUAUCUCAUUUAUAUUUGAUAAAGAUAUUGCACAAAAAUGUGCAGAUAAUUUCAUUAGUUUAUGAGUUUUUCUAUUCUGUUUGCUAUGAAGUAUUAUUUUUAAUUUUGAUUGAGCGAAUGAAAUCUUGAAAAACAGUAUGAUCAAUAUUCAUAUUAAUUUAUAUGUAAUUUGCAAGUUCCUCACUAUGUUUUUUCCAAACUUUGAUAUAACCAAGUUACUGUGAGAUGUGUGUUACUUUCUGUUCUUUUUUUCAAGCGUAUUGUUACCUUGUAUGUCAGGGCAGAUUAUGUUGUGUUUCAAUAUUUUUCUCAUAAAAAAAGCAUUGUUUAAGACAGUUUCUGUGGGGAAAAAAGGAGAUCUAAUUAAAUAUCUGAUUAUUAGCAACAAAAUGUAAAACUCUUAUUUUUAUUUUGCUGUGAACCAUAAAAGAUAACUGUCUUUCUCUAUAGCACUCUUCUGUUCGUUCAAGUUAUUUUUUUUUUUCAAAUUUUUUAUAGAUACAAAACUGUUGUGUUUGAUAAUUGUCAAUCAUUGAUCCAAAUAAAACCAAUACAAAAUGGGUUUGAAAGAAGUCACAAUUUCACCUUAAUGAAACGGAUUUGGAAUGAGGUGUAUUUAGUCUAUAUUUGAAUUAUUUACAAUUGAAUGAAAUUUUUUUUAAAUAUUCAAAGUCUUUUAGUUUGCAGUAAAAUGAGAUUACUUGACCGCCUUUACUCAAUGUUUUUGCUUUGAUGAACCUGAUUGAAAAUUUGUAAGGGGGAUGUUUUUUUGUUCAAUGAAUUCAAAGAGGAUGCAAAAUCAAGGAAAGAAAGACUUACACAAACCAAAUUGUGAACUAUAUCACUAGUUAGGGCCACUCUGUCUCAUGUAGUAUCAUUAUACCUUUUUCAGCAUUAGUUUGACCUCUGAAAAUACAUCCAAAUUUUAUAAUUCAAGGCAACUGCCUUUAAAAUACCAAUAUUUUUAUAUAUAAUAUGAUUGUUUGCAACCUUUUAUAUUGUAAAAUUUAUCCUUGUUAAGAAAUUUAUUUUAUAGGUUUGAAAAUUUAAAGAAAUACAUGUCAUAACUACAUUUUGUAGCUUAGAUAAAAUUGAAUGCCAUUUUCUUAGUGUGGUAUUUCAAAAGUUUGGGAAAAAAGGGAAUAUGAUAUAUUGUCAUAUAAAGUUUGCUCAAAUAUGUAUCUAGAUUCGAAUAAAAUGAGCAUUAUUAUGUAGCAAGCUUGUAAUUGUAAAAUUGUUUGAAAAAUCAGUAUAUGAACUAAAUGUAACCCCUGUUUUUUCCAACAAAUAAAUUUCAUUUUGGUCUUGUGUCUAUUCAGAUGCCAAUAAAUUCUUGGCAAAUAAAGUUAUCCUGCAGUCAGCCAACUAUUGUGCAAAAUGACAGAUUUUCAAAUGAAGACUUGUUUUAUCAAACUUAAGGUGGUAGGUACCCAACACUUUCACUAAAAUAAAUUUGGCUCGUUUAAUUUUCAUAAAAUUUUGUCAAAAAGUAUUUACUUUGACUCUCAAUCAAAAAUAUAAAAAUUUUGAACCAACUGUUUUGUCAGAAAAAAUACACUGGUUAUAAUUAGCAGUUUGACAAACACCAAUUUUGAUCAUUGAGAAGCUUAAUAUUCCUUUUACAACACAACGUUAUUGAAACGUUAGGCUGACUUUACAGAGUUAUCUCCCUGUAGUGUUAGGUACCACCUUAAGUUAUUAGGGAAUGGUAAUUUUAACUUUAUUGUUCCUUUUUGGGGUCCUCUAUGCAGAUUGUUUUGAACAAUGAAGAUUUCUAUAUAAAAUCUAAGAAAACAGUUUCGAAUGUAAAACAGAAAUAAUUGUCAAAGUGCCACAGAUUAAUUGCAGGAUUAAAACAAUAAAUGUAUACUGUAAGAUGAUUGCUACAAAACAGGAGAAAAGCUUGAAGUGUGUGCCUUACUUUUCGUCCUUCUCCUAAAAGUGUUUACAUUUAUACAAAUAAAUUUUAUUUUCAUGACAAUGUUACUUUAUUUUAUGUUAUCAAUGAAAAUAUACUUAUUAUGUCAAAAGCCUUGUGAAUACUGGUGAAUCUUUAUGAUAAUUUUAUUUUUGGGGGUGAAAAGGGGGUGCUGACUAUACAUAGCUGCAUACUAUACACGACGGAAUAUGGUAUCUCAACCUAACACAUACAAUUCUACUUUAAACUAAAUUCCCAGUGAUUUAAAUAUCUUCCAUUAUGGUCUUAUAAGGUUGUCACAUGUAAAGAAAAUAAGAAAAUAAACUAAAACAAAUAUUUUAGUUAAUAAAAUUGUUUUUAUUUAAAAUGAAUUCAUUUGUGUAUGAAGGUAGAAAUCAUCAGAAUUUAUUCUUUGACCAUUUAUAUAUUUAGAUAAGCAUUGCUUUGUAAUAACAUAUAAUUAUUGGACUUAAUUUGUGUACGGCCAUCUUUGACUUCUAAAUUAUAGCUUAGAAUCUUUUUUUCUCUUAAUUUACCCAUGUGAAAUCAGAUAAUUACAUAAAUUUCUAUCCCUAAGCCAUGUGAUGAUAAGCUAUUCAAAAUUUGUUUCUGUCAUUUGCUGCAAAAUAUAAUAACCCUCAACAUAUCAAAGUCAUUCUGUAACCUAUGUUUAUACUUUAGUAAAGCGAAGUCAUGUAAUUACAGAUUUAAGGUUACCUUUUAUUUUGUAUUUACUUCUCAAACCCUGUCUUUGUGAAAUAUUGAAAUAAUUGCAUAAGUUCAGUUUGAUAAUAAUUUGAUAAUUUUGAUACUCAACUCUCUGUAUAGAAUACAAUAUUAUAUGAAGUUAUAUCACACUACAAAUGACUAAUGUAAAUAUGCUUUUGCUGAUAAUUUUUUUCUUUAUUGUCUAUUGAAAAUAUGUUUUUGAGAACAUUUUGUACAAAUGUUUCUAUGGUUGUUUUUGUUAAUUUUGUUUAAUUUUCAAAUAAAUUGUUUCUUAGAAAA
Messenger RNA from Mytilus trossulus (common blue mussel), 12822 nucleotides. RefSeq names its product TPR and ankyrin repeat-containing protein 1-like. NCBI's taxonomy places the organism in Eukaryota, Metazoa, Mollusca, Bivalvia, Mytilida, Mytilidae. The record is from RefSeq and is a predicted model, not a curated record. Bases 138 to 9827 code for a protein of 3229 amino acids. The transcript has 21 exons. Gene Ontology annotation, molecular function: ATP binding; protein binding.